Molecule: messenger RNA, 1647 nt
Organism: Trypanosoma rangeli
Lineage: Eukaryota; Euglenozoa; Kinetoplastea; Trypanosomatida; Trypanosomatidae
Exons: 1
Coding region: 1-1647 (548 amino acids)
Source: RefSeq, a predicted model, not a curated record
AUGAGUAGUAGUAACCUCUUCGUGAUUGAUGGCUGGAGGCGGGAGUUGGCAGCCGAAGAUCAUGUGCAGCGACAACACCUUGCCAAAACCUCGUUGCAGCGGAAUUUUCGUGGUGAUGCCCAACGACGUGUAACAUCGUCGUCUGCGUCGUCCGACAUGAUGGUGGUGGACUGUUGUUGGGCACGUGGCCACCGCAGCGGGGGAGCAUCGCCAGCCCUCUCGACGUAUCUUUUUUGUGCCCUCUCUAGUGGUGCUCUGUGCAUCCUCAACACCACAAACUUCAUGAAGAUGUACCUCUUUGAAAACGAUUUGCCACGACGCAAUCGCAAGGAAGAACACGCACAGAGGAAGGAUAUCUCGCGCCAGCACGAUUCCCAACGAGAAAGGCUGGCAGCCAUUGACUCUGUUCUUCUUCCUUGUCGAGGGAAAAGGGUGCCAACGGUGCCGGGCACGGUGCCCGGUACGACACCGGAGGGAGAAGAAUUUUUGUCGCUUGUGUGUGCCACAGCGGAGGGCUGGUUGUGCCUCUUCACCGUCGAACCCGAUGCACCCAGUUACACGCGUUCUGUAAGCGUCAAGAUGGGUGCGGUUCACAAAGCUGUUGAGUUACCCUACGACAACGAUGCUUGUUGCAAGGGGACGUGGGAAAAGGCAUACAUCCGGUUCAGUCCAAAGGGGGGGCGGGCGGUCGCUGUGGUUUCUGCACGAGUCCCGUGCAGCAAAGCCACUACUGCGCUGAACGGAUGUGUUGUCGCAGGCGAGAGUGUAGAGUACGUGACACUGUUUUGUGUGUUGAAGUGGCAAGAGGGUGAGACACUUGAGACGUACACAGUGGAGACAUCAUGGACAAGCGUGCGGGCUCCGAGCAAUAGCGCCUCGGUGGGACUAAAAUACGUUGGGUGGUGGGAUGACGAGGAUAUCACUCUUAUGACGGCGUGGUCGAAUGGCACGGUGUCGCUUCUCGAUAUCAACCUGGAAACUGUGGCGCACACCUCCAUCUUCUGUACUCCAGCGGAAGAAGUGGCUGGGCGGGUGUCUGUGGUUACGGCCGUUGCUCCAAGUGCCUAUAACAAGGGGAGUGGACGGCCCUCCACGUCUCAGCAGGUGGGGCUUGUAGCCAUGGUCCUGGAUGGAAACAUUGUCAUGGUCUUUACUGUUCAUGAUCCACAGCAGUAUCGUGUGACCGCAAACAGGGAUGGAUCACCAAUGAAAGCCACGAGGCUCGAGACAACGAGGGACCGUACAGAACCAGGAAACGAGUUCACGCUGCGCCCGGGGCACCACACCUACUGCAGCGAGGACAUUCCUGUAGCUGAUCUUGCACUUUUCGACAAUUUUAUUCCUUAUACCUUGGCUGUGCUCCUGCAGAGUGGUGCGCUUCUGGCGCUUGACACGCUCACUAUGGAACUCCUACAUCACCGUCCGCUCCGGCGUCUUUUUCCCCCGAGAGGAGGGACAACAGCUCAGCAAGCAGGCGAUAAGCAGCAAACAGCAGUGGUGGGAGACGGCAGGGACUCCCGCAGCAGCAACAGCAGCACCACCGGUCGUGGGAUGGAUAGUGUCAACUACUUUCUUAGACCGAAGGAGAGACCGAUGACAAUGUGUGUUGUCGAGCACAACACCGUUGUGUUCUUGCGCCCUUCUUGA